UGUGCUGUGCCAGCGGCGGCUAACAAGAUGCACACAGCUACUGCUGUGUACACUAUAGAGGUGCCUGCAAGCUAGUAUAUGUUUAUUUAAGAGGGAGAGCAGCUGUUACGGUACGAUACAAACGCUAGCAGACAUGGCCGGAAUUAUUAAAAAGCAAAUUCUGAAACAUUUAUCAAGGUUCACCAAGAAUCUGUCCCCGGACAAGAUCAAUCUGAGUACGCUGAAGGGGGAGGGGCAGCUCUCCAACCUUGAACUUGAUGAAGAGGUUCUGCAGAACAUGCUGGACCUGCCCACUUGGCUGGCUGUCACUCGUGUGUACUGCAACAAAGCUGCCAUCAGGAUACAAUGGACAAAGUUGAAAACAAGCCCUAUCUGCUUGUUCUUGGAUAAGGUAGAGGUAGAGAUGAGGACAUGUGAAGAGCCUCGUCCACCCAAUGGCCCCUCUCCUAUAGCUAUUACAGCAGGCCAGAGCGAGUACGGCUUUGCUGAGAAGGUGGUGGAGGGCAUGUCCGUUAGGAUCAACUCCAUUACCAUCAAGGUGCAGGCCCGUGCCUUCCACGCCUCCUUUGAGCUCUGGCAGCUACAAGGAAACAGCCUCAACCCCAAGUGGCAGCGCAGUGACCUCCGCUACACCCGCAUCACCGACCCAAAGAGAGGAGAGGUUCUGACUUUCAAAGAAAUUAACUGGCAAAGUCUACGAAUCGAGGCAGAUGCCAUUGAGAGUGAUGACCAGGACCUCGGUAGCACCCCGUUACGUCUCAUCACCAACCAAGGACGCAUUCGCAUUGCUCUAAAACGCAGAAUAAAGGACUGUAAUGUGUUGGCAUCCAAGCUGCUUUUCAUUCUGGACGACCUGCUGUGGGUGCUGACGGACUCUCAACUCAAAGCUAUCAUCCAUUACGCCAAAUCUCUCAGCGAGGCCAUGGAGAAGUCUGCCCAGCAGAGGAAGAGCAUGACUGCUGAAUCCCUGCAGACUGCGCCUCCAUCUCCUGGCCUCCACAGCCUAUGGACAGAGCCCCCUUCUGCCCCCACUGGCACUCCCAGCAACUUGAGUCAAUACUUUGAUCUCUUUGAUGUCAAAGAGUCUUCUUACCACACCUUUAUAUCCCGCUUGGACUUACAUGUAUGCAACGACAGUUCCUCAAUGGAUGAAGAUGAUCCUCCCCCACCGGGCUUGCAGGGUGCGAUGCAGCUGACCUUCAGGAAGCUGGGUUUUGACUACUAUCCCAUCCACAGACCUGCUGACGGAUGUCGACACUGGGAGCGACACAGUGGAGCCAUGGAGGCUCAGGCCCAGUGGGCUGGAAAGCUGCUGCAGGAGUACCAUAGGAGAGUAGAGGCCUCAGGGUUUCCAGGGCCACACACUGAGCCAACCAAGGACUCUCCUGCAAAGACAGCUCAAGAUGGACAGUCGAGUCCCAAGUCAAACAGCUCUGACAAAGAGCAGGCAGCCAGCAGGAACUCUAUGACAGCUCCUACAGGGUCAUCACUGAAGCGGCUGCGAUCGAGCUGUGUGGUGGUCAGGAUAGAUGACGUGGACAUUCACCAGGUGUCUACAAGGGGCCGUCAGAACAAGAAGACCCAGUCUUUGUUAUCCUGUAACCGCAAAGCUCUGCGUUUGCCAGACAAUGUACCAGCAGUUCAUCUGCAGUUUACUGAAUACUACUUUCCUGACAACCCAAGUCUCUCAGUUCCCACCUCAAACCUGUACGCCCAGUUAAACAGCCUGCAGCUGUGUGUGGACCCAGCCAGUGUGCUGUGGAUCAGUCUUUUUUCCAGGGGGCUACUGCACACCCUGGACCAGGUCAAAGCUUUCUACCAUUUGCAAGACAGUAGCAAGGCUGAAGAGCAUGUAGACAUCCGCAUGGAUGCAGCUCAGCUUAAGCUGAUAAUUCCCUUGGAUUCUUCCAUAUUGGACCAUCCAGAGCGUCCACAGUCCCUGUCUGUUACUGUACCCCAGAUGGUUUUCAGCAACACUCGCCACUGCCCCCAUGGCUCCAGAGCUGACCUCAACACUAUCUAUGACAUGUUUACUAGCUGCUCUUUCUUCCAGCCCACGCCACCCUGCCCUUACCCCAGAGACCUGAGUGCCUUCCACUCCAUUCCCUCCACUUUCCUCCAUCACUCUCAAGAGACAGAACCCCAGCCUCUAGACAGAAAGCAGCUGAGAUCGCAGGAUGUCUGGUCUCUCAGUCUGUCCCGUGUAACCCUAGGUUUUGAUGGGGCACGACGAUUCCCCAAAGGCAGGACCCAGCCGUUUGUUGAGCCUUUUGCCAUGUCAGUGUGGAUGUGUCAGCCCGCUGCCUUUAAAAGUGGUUCGUUAUCUUCCUCUUCCAGUCCCAACAGAGCCCACCAACCUUCUCCAGAACAGGAAGAGGCUUCGCUUGCCUCUGUCCACUUCCUGGCUCACACCAUCACUCCAGUGAAACUGUGGCUCAACCACUAUCAGUAUGUAGCACUGCUGAGAAUGAAGGAUGCCAUGGCUCGGUUAGGGGCAGAGUUGGGCCGGGAUCUACAAGAUGUUAGACGGGCUCGUGGCCAUCAGACAAAACCCACCACUGUUUGUUUUGCUCUCCUGGUGGACUCAGCAGAACUAGGUCUUCUGUUGCCACCAGUCAGCUCAGAACCAGAGGAAGAGGUCCCCCAAACCCCAGAGACAGACAGCCCCAGCAUAACGGACUCUGACAUCUCCCCGACUCAUCACUCUGCAGAUGUGGUUCUUGAGGACAGUGGGCUGGAAAACGGAAUCUCCUCCAUCGGUACAGCUGUCGCUGCGUUUGGUCAGGAUGAACAAGAUGGCGUGGUGGAGGAGGCAUGUGAGGCUGUGGAGGAGGGGCUGGAGGGCGAUGGUUUGACCACACAGGAGGACACGCCUGUUCUCUCACCUUCCCUCUCACCUGGACAUUCCCCUGCCCUGUCCCGCGAACCAUCCACCUUUAGCCUGGAAGGAGAGCUUUCAAGCGCCAUUAACGUCACCAAGGAUGUGACCAAAGAUGCCAUUAGUGCCUCGCUGGACCUCACCAAAGGGGCGUUUUCAAUCACAAAAGAUGCAUUUAGCAUCCUGAGUCGUGGCUCAGGGAUGAGCAAAUUGUUCAGUCCACAGGCAAAGGAACAGGUCCAGCGCUCAGAAGAGUCCACCCCCUCAUUGGCUGCCAGCCUGCGCCACCAAUCCAUGAAGCAGUCGCCUUCCCAGCAUUCCUUUGAUAGUGCAAUUCUGGAAGGCAGCCUACCUGAUGAAAAUCUAUCUAUGGACAGUGAUAUCAGCGACAAUUUUGUUGUUCUCAUGGACUCGGAAUCAGGUAUGGAGUCCAUGCGUCCCAACAACACUCCAGCAGGCAGCCGGGGGAGUCCAGCCCCAGGGACAGAGGGAGGUUCAUCAGCUGACCUCAGCAGCUCCCUGUCCCAGAGUACUGAGGAUGUGUCUCAGGACAUGUCUUCAGUGUUGUUACUGAUCACAAGUGGAAUGGCCUGUACCAUGGAAUUAAAGGGAGAAGACCAAAUCGUGGCUGUCGAAGUCCAAAAUCUGAGUCCUGUUCAGAUGGGUAAUGCCAGGGUAUCGGACGUGCUGGCUGGUCUCAUACAAGCUCCUGGUGGACCAGUCCAGAAGCAGGAUAGGAAGGGUAAAAGUGGCUCUCCAGCUGUGCGCAUGCGAGCAGAAAUGGGUCCAUCUGCAGCCCAACACUCUGUUCUGGCCGAGUCUUUGGGCUUCCUGGAUGUGAGAGUGCAAGACUGCCAGGCAGAGUUGUUAGCCUCCACAGUGGCCAACAUUGGGCCUUUCCUCGAAGACGAAUUCAGCGUUGAUGGUCAGCCAAUGAAAUUACACAUGAGCAACAUCACCAUCACUAUGAAGGAUGAUGGCCCUAGAAACUACCCUACAGCCCCUCAACCUGUCCCAGCCACAUUCAUUGUAGAUCAGCUUCUCCUCGAGCGCAGUGACGAUGGCAUCAUGAGGCUCAAAGCGUCAGCAGGUGCUCCUGUGGCAGGACCAGACGACACAAACAGAUCCUGCACUGUUCAACAGCAGAGCGAGAAAGGAACUCUGGAGUCGCAGCUUUCCGAUGCUCAGGCUGCCCUCACCCAGGCCCUCAAAGACAGAGAGCGCCUCCUUCUGGAAGUCAGAAAGUAUAACCCCACGUUUACUCUCUGAGCUUCUCUGUCUUCACCUCUGAACCUUCUUUAUUACUGCUCCUGCUGAGGGACUGUAAUUGGAUGUAUUGGGAUGAAUGUCAGGAACCAGCAAGAGUGGUGCAAAGCAUGUCUGGGCAUUGGACAUGUUUGAAAAGAAAAUUAAUCCAAGUUGUGGCUUUAGAUCACUCCCUACAUCCUAUAUCAUGCUACUCAUGAGAUUCCAAAAGAGCCCUUGUAACAAUAACUGAAAAGGGAGCCUAGUAAACUAAUUUAUAGGUACAUUACUGGUACUACUUGUUAAUUGGGCAGUAGAUAGUCACUGCUGCACGACACACAUAUUAUUCUGGUUAUUUCUCAUUUAAAUUAGUGUGGACACUAAACUUGUGGUUUUAGUGUUUGUCACUCAGCAUGCAAGGGUAAAUAUCAUCAAGCUUUAAUUCUCUCCAGUUCAUUAUUUGUGUUAUGGAAAUGUUAAGUCAGGCUCAUGCCGAAACCUCCUCUUCACAUGCUUUGACACUGCCAGACAGCUGCUAGUCUAUCAGUCGUCCCUUCUACAAAACACAAAUUACUGUCAAGCAUGCUUUGUGAACAGUGCUAAUUUACACGUAGCACAUUUAGAUAGUCAUAAAGCAAAAUAGACUUAAUAAGUAAUGUAGAGUUCUUUUGUUCAAGUGUAAAUAGAUAGAUUCAUGUGGUUCUUUUCCUUUAAAAGUAUUAUAAAGGUUUUAUCAGCUGUUGUCGAAAAUGUGGUGUAAAAGGUAGGGAAAACAAUGCACUUUUAAGAAGAAAAAUACAAGUAGCAGAACUACGCUGCUUUCAUGGAGAGACAAAUGCAUCUCAGUUUCUACCUUGGUUGCUUUAUCACCAGGGUGGAAUGGUUACACACUCUUAUCAAGUGCUCACCGUUCUCGGAAAGCGGGUUGAAUCAUUCCCCAGUGUUAUAUUAUUCUUUGAGUUGUGAAAUGUUGAUCAUGCGUCUUUUGUACUGUGAAACAAUGUGCUCUGUGGUUGAAUGUCCACUCAAAAGACGACACGCCUUUCGUCCUCUCCCUCGGCUGUGGAGAGCAGGUUGCACAGUAGCUUCAGUAUUGUUACUGGGUUUGUCUUUUCACUCUAACUCACUGGUUUUAGAGAGGUUUAGGAUUAUACCAGCAACCAGAGAUUCAGUACUUGAUCUUCUUGAAACUUGUUUUGUAGCUUGCCAGGAAACGACUCAGAUCGCUAGUGUUAUUACCUCUGUGCACAUUUGUCGUGUAUAGUAAUCAGACAUAAUGAACUUAAAGGUCACCGUGUAUGUUGUUUUACAUGUGUAUAUUUAUUUAGAGUUGUCAAUGCAUUUUUUUUUUUGUUAGAACAGAUUGACCACAGUGUAUUGAAGCCAUAUCAAAGAAAGUGACAUUUUUAAAAUCUAUGGUACUGAUAAUGUAUACACACACAGUGUUUUAUGUAUGCCGCCUAAAUCACUACAAAACCUGAUAUAUUUCACUGUUUAAUCCUGAUCUGCUGCAGAGAUUAUCUAUCAGGCCAGCUGCCAGUUUAAAUUUCUGUCACUUUACUUUAUACAUGCAUAAAUCUGUGAUAUGCAUCAAUUCAAACAAUGAUGGGUUUGUUAAUCAGAGAUUGUUUAACAAUAUAACAUUAAUUUUAUGAAUGCUUCCAUAAAGAGGACGUCUUUGUCAGCUUCACACAAAUGUUCUGUUGUUACAUGAGUGGGUUAGUGUUUUGAAAAGCUGUUACGUCUGUACCUUUCACUUCCAUUCAUCAGUGUCCCAUCGUGUACUCAGGAGCCCUCUGGUGGCUGUGACUUGCCAGAGCACUCCUCAUUCAAACUAUCAGUAUUUUUCUAACUUGUUUUUCUUUCUUUUUUCCGUCUUUGGUUGCCUUGCAAGCUAUGAAUGACAGAUUUGCAUUCUUAAAGAGGAAUGUAAAAUAUUUAAGCAAUAGAAAGACAGCUUUGGUUUAACCAAAAAACACAACAGAACGUUUUUGAUGUGGAAUUCUUCAGUUCUUGAGAUGACUAAUAUCAAAGUGAAAUGGUUUACCUGUCUAUCAGGUUUUCGUGUUUCCCUCUCAGCUGCAUGCAGACUCAACACAUCCUCAAUCUGUCAGUGUAAAAAGGCAGAGGUACUGCCCUUUAACCUCAGCAUCACUUAUAGUUGUGAUCUUCUUCUCAGCUUUUGGUGUUUAUGUUUUUGCAUGGCCUUAGUAAACAAAGAUAUGUUGGUACAAAAUUGAACGUCCAGUGCUGGAUGCAACAUGUAGCUGUAAAGUUUGCCCAGUUUCUCUCUCCUCAGUCAGGCCUCAGUGUUAAGUAGCAUCCCUAAACUGCUGACAAACUGGUGCUCUGAUACCUGUUACACUAGACUUCCUUUGCACUCCAGAGCAGACUGGGGUUUUCACGACAACCAAACCCUUACCCAGUGUGCCAUGCAAAAAGGAGGAGGUGGACUGAGAGUGAAGCAGGACUCACUUCAAAGUGUGUGUUGUUCUCUCUCUAGAUGCAUGUACUAAGUGAUGUUAUGCCUUGUGGUUUACUUGCACUCGUGUAGUAAAUUCACUGGAAAUUGCACUUGUUUUAAUGUAAAUCACUUGAAAGGAUUCAGAGGAUCUUCCUAAAUGACGCAGAUGUUGAAGCCCCUGUGGACAGUUUUUUUUUUUGUCAGUUGUGUAGAAUUACAUUUUACAUUGAAUUUUCUAUUGUCUUUACCACUUCAUUGAAACUAAUAUAAAAUUGGUUCUGUGAACCAAAGCUAGUAUGUGGAAAAUAUUUUAAAAGUGGAAGAAUAAAUGAUU
This is a messenger RNA of Toxotes jaculatrix (banded archerfish), 6921 nucleotides long. RefSeq names its product UHRF1 binding protein 1 (gene bltp3a). The record is from RefSeq and is a predicted model, not a curated record. The transcript is spliced from 21 exons. Lineage: Eukaryota; Metazoa; Chordata; Actinopteri; Toxotidae. The coding region runs from base 134 to 4147 and encodes 1337 amino acids.